GUAAAGGAUAUGUCAGUUUAUCCACUUCAACAAAUACAACACUCUAUGUCAAUGACGGAGAAAAUCUGGGCUUGGUAGUGACGUAUGAAGCGUAUCCUAAACCAGAAGAAGAAACGUGGCUAUACAUGAAUGUAACACUGCAGAAUUCAUCUGAUCAUUAUGUGAGAGUCACAAACAUAGACAAAAACAGCUAUUCCAGUGAGCUUCACCUUACACGGCUAAAGGAAAUAGAAGGAGGUCUUUAUACAUUUUUUGUCUCCAACUCAGACGCCAAUUCCUCUAUAACAUUUAAUGUCUAUGUAAACACCAAACCGGAGAUUGUCACUUCGGAAAGACUUAGCAAUGGCAUGCUACUCUGUGUGGCUACCGGAUAUCCUGCUCCUACUAUAAACUGGUAUGUUUGCCCAGCCACUGAGCAAAGGUGUCCAGAUUCACCAAACGUAUCUCCAGGGAAUGUAAAAACCAAAUAUAAAGAUUCAACGUUUUCUUCCUUUGGGAAUAUAAUUGUGGAAAGUACUAUUGAUACCAGCAUGUUCAAGAGCAAUAGCACCGUCACCUGCGAGGCUUCCAAUACCAUCGAUAGACGUUCAGCUUUCUUUAACUUUGCCAUUAAAGAACAAGAAAAUAGUCGCAGCCUUUUCACUCCAUUGUUAAUUGGCUUUGGUGUAGCCGCAGGACUGAUGUGUGUUAUGGUCAUAAUCCUGGUUUAUAAAUAUCUCCAGAAACCUAAAUAUGAGGUACAGUGGAAAGUGGUCGAUGAAAUUAAUGGAAACAAUUAUAUCUACAUAGAUCCAACACAGCUUCCAUAUGAUGAGAAAUGGGAAUUUCCAAGAAACUGCCUCAGUUUUGGCAAGAUUCUAGGAGCUGGAGCUUUCGGGAAAGUGGUUGAAGCUACUGCCUACGGUCUAUUCAAACCUGACGCGGCAACAAGAGUGGCAGUGAAAAUGCUCAAACCCAGUGCUCAUUUCACCGAAAAAGAAGCCUUGAUGUCAGAACUGAAGGUGUUGAGUUAUCUUGGCAAUCACAUUAAUAUUGUCAACCUACUUGGAGCCUGUACUAUUGGAGGUCCUACUCUGGUCAUCACUGAAUAUUGCUGUUAUGGUGACCUUUUGAAUUUCCUAAGGAGGAAACGGGAAUCCUUUAUUUGCCAGAGGCCUGAAGAAACUGCUGUUUACAAGAAUAUUCUCUAUCAAAAAGAACACAUGUAUGAUGCCACCAAUGAGUACAUGGACAUGAAACCAGGAGUUUCUCAAGUUGUCCACGCCAAAACCACUAAAAGACUAGGGUCAUUGGCUAAUCAGGAUGUCACUGUUGCCAUUUUAGAAGAUGAUGAACUGGUUCUGGAUGUUGAAGAUCUAUUAAGUUUUUCUUACCAGGUAGCAAAAGGGAUGAGCUUUCUUUCAUCUAAAAAUUGCAUUCACAGAGACCUGGCAGCAAGGAAUAUAUUACUUACCCAUGGACGGAUAACAAAAAUAUGUGACUUUGGCCUUGCAAGAGACAUCAGGAAUGACUCAAAUUACGUGGUGAAAGGAAAUGCACGGCUUCCCGUCAAAUGGAUGGCACCUGAGAGUAUUUUUGAAUGUGUGUAUACCUUUGAGAGCGACGUUUGGUCUUAUGGAAUUCUGCUUUGGGAACUCUUCUCUUUAGGAAGCAGCCCCUAUCCCGGAAUGCCUGUGGAUUCCAAGUUCUAUAAAAAUAUUAAGGAAGGAUACAGAAUGUUUAGUCCGGAAUACGCCCCUCCAGAAAUCUUCAACACCAUGAAGUGUUGCUGGGAUGCCGAUCCUGUGAAGAGGCCAACCUUCAAGCAAAUUGUACAACUGAUUGAACAACAGAUUUCCGACACCACAAGUCAUAUUUACUCAAAUGUUUCAAAUGGCAUUUGUAGUCAAGGAAAUGCUACAGAUCACUCCGUAAGAAUUAACUCAGUGGGUAGCAGCGCUUCAUCUACUCAACCCUUACUCACGCACGAGGACGUUUGA
Molecule: messenger RNA, 1979 nt
Organism: Protobothrops mucrosquamatus (brown spotted pit viper)
Lineage: Eukaryota; Metazoa; Chordata; Lepidosauria; Squamata; Viperidae
Gene: KIT
Product: KIT proto-oncogene, receptor tyrosine kinase
Exons: 16
Biological process (GO): multicellular organism development; B cell differentiation; Kit signaling pathway
Cellular component (GO): signaling receptor complex
Molecular function (GO): ATP binding; cytokine binding; transmembrane receptor protein tyrosine kinase activity
Source: RefSeq, a predicted model, not a curated record